AUGAAUUGUGGUGGCGUCAAUUUCCCCGAUGGAACCAUCCAUCCGCCUGCACGGAGCAGCGAUGCUGACCGGACGGGCAUCUGUCAGUUGCCGCCACCCCGUGAAGGGAGGGAUGACACAAAAUCUGGUGGGACAACUGCGCCGCAAGUUAAUGCUGAGCCGUCACGUCAACACGAGGAUUGGCGACGGUCUGCGGCGGCUGACGGACCCAACACCGUUGAUCCGAGUCCCGCAUCCAACACGGCGAGCAACACAUCCGAGACGAGGUAUGACUUUGCCACCAAUCCGAACGAAAUGAUGGUCCCGAAUGCAUCCAAGAAGAGGCCUUCCUUUGCUAACGGUCCGAGAACAUUAGUGGCGUCGAAUGCAUCCGGGAUCAUGUCUGUCAUUUAUGGCGGCAGGGAACACGUUGCUGCGGAUAACACGGACAAGGCGAGUGAGCACGAAGCCACCGGACACAAUUCUCUCGUUUUAGAAAAUGGCGUUGCGGUCAGUGGAUUUGUUGCUGAGGGUGAUGCGGACGGAUUGAGUCAACGCAAUGCCUCUGGACACGAGAACAAACCCGAAUUGCGAGAAUUCACCGCGCAGUAUUCCGUAAACGAUGUGAGUCCCGACGACUGCUUUGCCCUGCACAACGACGCGAAAUUGACACUGCGAGAGUUAACUGUUGGCAGCACUGUGCGUGUGUGCGUGUAUUGUGCGUUGCUGCUUCUUCUGGGAUUGUGUGGAGUUGUGGCGGCCUUGUGA
Messenger RNA from Trypanosoma cruzi, 747 nucleotides. RefSeq lists its product as uncharacterized. The record is from RefSeq and is a predicted model, not a curated record. The transcript has a single exon. The coding region runs from base 1 to 747 and encodes 248 amino acids. NCBI's taxonomy places the organism in Eukaryota, Euglenozoa, Kinetoplastea, Trypanosomatida, Trypanosomatidae.